This is a messenger RNA of Equus quagga, 1421 nucleotides long. RefSeq lists its product as uncharacterized. Gene Ontology annotation, cellular component: endoplasmic reticulum exit site; endoplasmic reticulum membrane. The record is from RefSeq and is a predicted model, not a curated record. Gene Ontology annotation, biological process: endoplasmic reticulum to Golgi vesicle-mediated transport; protein secretion; vesicle cargo loading. The transcript has 3 exons. The annotation marks the transcript as partial. Lineage: Eukaryota; Metazoa; Chordata; Mammalia; Perissodactyla; Equidae.
AGCACCAGCAGACAUUUUUGAAUCAGCUGAGAGAAAUUACUGGGAUCAACGAUGCCCAGAUACUACAGCAAGCUUGGAAGAUAGCAAUGGAAACUUGGAGUUGGCAGUGGCUUUCCUCACUGCGAAGAAUGCCAAGACCCCUCAGCAGGAGGAGACAACUUACUACCAAACCGUGCUUCCUGGCAGUGAUAGAUACAUCAGUGUGGGAAGCCAAGCAGAUGCGAUGACCAACCAGAAGGACAGAGGGAGCCUCAGACUAGGAAGAUUGGGGAGCUGUGUGGGCAGUCCCAGGCGUCCCUGCACAGAAGGAAACUUGAAAACAGGAGGAGAGUGGGCCUCACCCAGGGAUGGCCCCCAUCACUUGCUCUUGUGCACAGAAAGGGACGUGGCCUGGCCCUGCUUUGUCCCCUAGGUGUGCUGUAGGGCCAGGUGGGCCUAGACUGGCAGAGCCAGGCUGCCAUCAGCCCUGUCCACCUCCCCCAGUGCCUGGAGAAGUGAGACCCCUUCUACUUUCAGAGCUCACUUAGGGGUCUGUUUCCUAGACCCUAGCUGGCCUCCCCUCCCCCAACCAACUGACACACCCUGGUUCCAGCCACCUGUUUACUUUGGAGAUGGAACACUCCUCAGGGUUCCGAGCGGUCAGUUGUGGCCCACAGGGCACUGGCACUCAGAGGCACAGCUGCGGAGCUCUCCCCAGCCAUGGAGGGCCUGCUGCCUGCCAUCGCGUCCGCUUUCCAGCUGAUCCUGGGGCACCUGUGGUGUGCUCUGCUGGUGAUUUCGGAAAGCUUGAGCCAGAGGCCAGGUCUCCCUGCGUUCCCCUGGGAGGUCCUGGUAUGUACUGUGGUGGUGGCUUUGAUAGUCAAGACAGGACAUAUUUUCAGAAGAGGGAAGUCUCCAGGCGAAAGGUGUUCUGCCUGCGGUGAAGUCAGUGGAGAAUGUGGGGAGAAUACCGGACCUGAGAACCGAGCCGUGGAAGCCCUUCAGUGCCCUCGGGUGGAGGCCAGUCCUCUCCCGUUACGAACCUUGUGCUUGGCAGCGAUGAAUACAAUCCUGAGCACAUCAGCACUUCAGGACACUGUCGACCUUCUGGAAAAGGCUUUGAAGAGCCUGCCUGUUAAAGUCUCCAAAGCAACUGAUGAAGAGGAACAUCAGGAAAGAGCCAGAUGGUUGCAGCAACAAAAGCAAAUUGAGGAAGAGCUUCCAGGAGAAAUCCUCUCCCUCCAAACCGAGGAAGCAACUUUGCAGCACGAAAACACCAAGCUUGAAGGUGAGAUUCAGCAGCUGAAGCUCAAAUUUCAAAAUCUGCAUGAGCUACAUGAUGAAGAAGUUGCGCCACUUUACAGAAAAUUCUUUGAGGAGGAAAGGGUCUGCUCCGAGUUGAACAAGAAGCUCCUCAACGUGUGCUGGGAGAUGAACUCCAC